UUUUAUCUUACAUAUUUGUAUUUAUAUUUGAAAGUAUGCGUGCAGUUUGGAUAGAGGUACUGCAUGUAUAGAUAAUGUAUAUUUUGCUCUAGGAGUGGCUUGGGGUGUUGUCCUUGGACCGUUGCUGGUUUCUGUUUUCCCAGAAACUCGCUCUCAAGCUGACUUGUUCCAACAAAGCCUGCUCGGGCUGUGCCCUCUCUCCUUAAUGCCUCCGACCAUAUGCAAAAAUAUGCAGAUUUCUAUCCCUUCCUGCCUCCAAGGAAUGGGAUUGCCAGGCAAAUGCAUGCAAGGGGAAAAAUGCAAAGAAAAAGGUGCAAUUAAGCUGUCAAAAAUAGGUGGGUUUGCGAUUAAGCUAUCCCCCAAAGGUGUUGCCAUUAAGCAAUCAGAAAAUAGGUGCUUGGGAAAUUAAAUUAUCCAAAAAAAGGUGUUUCUCCAAUCAAGCAAUCAAAAAGGAGGUUCUUGCAAUCAAGCUAUCCAAAAUAAGUCUUGCAAUUAAGUUAUCUGAAUGCAGGUUUUUACAAAAAAAAAAAAAAAAAAACACUUUUUAAUUUUAUUUUAUUUUAUUUUUUUGCAAGCUAUGGUCAGGAUGGAGGCAGAGCCUUGUGCAGCCUUUGUUGUUGUGGUGUUUUUUUUCUUUCUUUUUUUUUUUUUUUAGCGUUGUGCAGGAAGAGAAAUGUAAAAGCGGUUCUGACUGCUCACCGCAGAAAAUCGAGUACAAAACUUUCCAUGAGGUCAAUGAGAUCUGAAGGCAGAGUAACAACGAACAGCAAAAUGGACUGGUGGUGCUUUUUCCCCAGUCCUAGGAAUUGCCAGUUGCUCCAUGCAGUGGAGGCUAGGUCAAGCUGGCAUAAGAAAAUAAAAUUAAACAUCAAGAUAAUACAUAUACAUAUAUAAAUUUGCUGCAGAAAAUAGGCAAGGAAAAAAAAAAACCCCUCUCUGCCUCUUCUGGUGCAAAAGUUAUGGGAUAAAUUACUUGGCAUGGAAGAAAAAGUGAUAAAUUAAAAUCAAAACCAUCCCCUUCCAGCUUUUGGGUUACACGCAACCGAUGCCCAAGCCGUAUUCCAGGGAAGACCCACCAAAUAUCACCUUUCUCCUCCUUCCCUGACUAUCCGCUGGUACGCGUUGGCCUGCCCCCCGUUAAAAAAAACUUAUUUAAGGGCUUUUAUUUUGUCUUUUGUCACCGCUCUGCUCUCCUGGCAGCUCAGCACCGCAGUGCUUGCUGCGAUUGCUAAAGCCAAAAGGUGUUUCUGCACCUCCAGAGGUGCGACCUCCUCCUGCCUCGAGGCCGUCUGCCUACCUGCCAGCCUUCAGUUGAAGGGAAAAGGCUGUAGGAUAUAUCUAUAUACCUAUAAAAAAAAAAAAAAGAUGAAAAAAAGCCAUUUCCUGGCACUGGACGCAGGCGCAAGAAGGUUGGUCAUAACGCAAAGGUUGCCCGGGGACUUUGCCACUCCUGGGACGCUUCUGCAGGCUGGCGAGCUGGCCAUGGCUGGGGAAAUUAUUUACGCCGAUUUAAGGCAGCUCGGAGGGGGCCCUUCGCCUGCCGAAAGGCGUCACACUCCCGCUGCAUGCCCACGGUGGCACGGAGUCCUCCUGAAGCUGAGCGGGCUGGGCUACCUGGUGCUGCUGGUGCUGGUGGCGGUGCUCAGCGUGCAGGUUUUUCAGAAGGCGCCGACGCCUCCGAGCGCUCCGCAGAACACGAGCGAGGCCAGGGGAAGGAGCAGGAUGGAGGCGUGCCUGAUUCCCUCUCUGCUGCGCUACGUCUGCCGCUGGAAUGGCUCCGCAGGCCACGGGGGCUGCAAGCUGUGCCCCCAGUCUUGGCAGCUUUCUGGGGACCAGUGCUACCAGGUUCCCAAGUCGACUGGGACUUGGAUGCAAGGCAAAAAAGACUGCGAAAGUCGGGGGUCCCAUCUGGCCAUGCUCCGAAACACCGCCGAUAUGGAGCACUUAAAUGAGGGAAUCCAGCAGGGCAGCAAGGGGAAGCUAAUUGUGUGGAUCGGAUUAAAGGCAUCCAACAACACAUGGAAAUGGGUGGACAACUCCUCCUUCGACGCCACCACGUUCGGUUCCCUUCGGAAUGUGGCGAAUGGCUGCGCGACCUUCGUAGACAAGAAGCUGGAUUACGAAGGCUGUGAAAGUGACCACAAUUGGGUUUGCCAGAAAGAACCUUUCCAUCUCCUUUCAAAGACUGCAGGAGACGGAGACCUGUGCAGUGCCUGCACCGAAAAGCCCAGCCUGCAGGAUUCUUGCUGCUAAUAUUUGGGCUGAAGCCCACCCUCCUCGUUACGGCUCUGCGAGGAAUUUCAGGGUUUGAACCCAACCAAGCACAACCGAGAGUAUUAGUGUAGGCUCUGGUGCAAUUAGCUUCCAAUUUAUAUUUUUUUUUAUUAAAAAAUCCAUCCAAAUAUGUACAUCCAUACUGUAUCUAUUCAAUCUUACCUUGUCCUCCUUUCAAUAGGAAGUGUAUAGUAAAAAAAUAGCAUAACUCCAUAGCAUAUCAGAUUCGCAGGUUUCAGGUUUAUCGUUAAAAACAUGGCUUUUGCAAGUGUAGA
This is a messenger RNA of Cygnus olor (mute swan), 2549 nucleotides long. RefSeq names its product killer cell lectin-like receptor subfamily B member 1B allele B. NCBI's taxonomy places the organism in Eukaryota, Metazoa, Chordata, Aves, Anseriformes, Anatidae. The record is from RefSeq and is a predicted model, not a curated record. The coding region runs from base 1366 to 2253 and encodes 295 amino acids. The transcript has 6 exons.